CAUUGUCAAUGUGACGUUGAAGGUCAGUCUGCUAUUAAAUUUCAGUGCGCGCGCAGUCAGCAUCCACCCGACUCGCACCACACAAUACGGUUGGGUUUUGGAAAGCGAAAUCCGUGCUCCGACUUGCUUGUCAUUUGCUUGAUAGCUUCUGCCAUGGCUCCACCGCGUCACAUCUUGGAGUUGUCCCGAAAGGAGCAACGUGAAUUCAUUGAUUCCUUCGAUUUGAUAAUCAGCGAUUGUGAUGGUGUGGUCUGGCUGCUAGUUGGUUGGAUACCCGGAACUGGCGAGGCUAUUAAUGCUUUAAAGAAAGCCGGCAAAGGCAUCAAGUUUGUAUCGAACAAUAGUUUUCGCACCGAUGAGCAGUAUAUGGAGAAAUUCGAGCAUAUAGGAGCUAAGGGCAUAAACAUUGAUGAUGAUGUAGUGCAUCCGGUUAAGACGAUGGUACGUUAUCUCAAUAAGCAUAAGCCGGGAGAGCGGGUUUACUCGCUAAUGUCGCUUGAGGCCAAUGAAACGUUGCGUAAGCGUGGCAUAGACUACGAAUCGCUGCAAAUAAAGGAUCAUUUGACUGCUGCAUCACUGGUGGAUAAUCUUAGCAUCGACAAGCCAGUGGGCGCUGUUCUCUUCGACAUUCACCUGGAUCUCAGCUAUGUGGAGCUAGCCAAGGCCAUUCGUCAUUUGCAAAAUAACGAUGACUGUCAAUUAAUUGCUGGAGGCAGUGACGUGAUAAUGCCACUCGCCGAGAAUCUUAAUGUGGCCGGUUUCUUUGAUUUUCUCGAGCAUGUGAAACGUUAUACCCAAAGGGAGGCCACUUUCCUGGGCAAACCAUCGCCCAUUCUGGGUGAUAUGUUCCGGGAAAUGUUUAACAUCCAAAAUCCCGAGCGUUGCAUCUUUGUGGGUGACAUGUUGGUGCAGGAUAUACAGUUUGGCAAAUCGUGUGGUUUCCAAUCCCUUUUGGUCCUUAGCGGUUGUCUAACCAAAGAGGACAUGUGGAAGGCUCCGAAAGAGUCACAGCCUGACUAUUAUGCCGAUAGUUUGGCCGAUUUCGUUCAACUCCUAGAGAAUAUAAAAUAAGCGAGAGCAUUCAAACAAUUCAAAUCAAGUCACAGCACUUUUGAACAAAAAAGGAUUGUACAAUAACCAAUAAAUCGCCGUACCUUUUUCACAAAUGAAAUAAAAUACAAAUUGAGAUGAUCCUAAACAUAAAAUGAUAAAGCAAAACCUUUUGCUGAUUACUGGCAUUUACUACAAAUAUUAGUCCGAGUGAGAAGUAGUAUAACAAUCCAUUUAAAAUUCUAGACAAGGCACAUUUAAUAAUUUUGAUUAGCCAAUUGAUUUCAACUUUUUAUUUGUUGCAAACAAAAGCAGAAGAAACCAAACCAAAAUAAAGACAAAAGCAUUUUUACACUAGA
Messenger RNA from Drosophila willistoni, 1409 nucleotides. RefSeq names its product glycerol-3-phosphate phosphatase. The transcript has 2 exons. Gene Ontology annotation, molecular function: phosphatase activity. Gene Ontology annotation, cellular component: cytoplasm. The record is from RefSeq and is a predicted model, not a curated record. Bases 154 to 1071 code for a protein of 305 amino acids. NCBI's taxonomy places the organism in Eukaryota, Metazoa, Arthropoda, Insecta, Diptera, Drosophilidae.